Microsporum canis CBS 113480 is the source of this 945-nucleotide messenger RNA. RefSeq names its product 3-oxoacyl-[acyl-carrier-protein] reductase. The record is from RefSeq and is a predicted model, not a curated record. The transcript is spliced from 4 exons. The coding region runs from base 1 to 945 and encodes 314 amino acids. Lineage: Eukaryota; Fungi; Ascomycota; Eurotiomycetes; Onygenales; Arthrodermataceae.
AUGUCGGCUGCUGCCAGGAAACGGCUUCAAGCUAUCAGCCAGCAGCUGGUGGAAGGUAUCCCGGAUUCCGGCGAGUUCGAGAACAUCCCUAGGAUCCGGGAAGUUGCUCAGGAUUCCCUUGGGCCGAGAGUCAAGGGUAAAGUCGUGAUUAUAACCGGAACUAAUUCACCUAUCGGGAUCGGACGAGCAACAGCUCAUCAGUAUGCUCGCCAUGGUGCCAAGGCAAUCUACAUUUGUGAUUUUGCAGACUCGCAUCUCGAUGUGCACAAACGGGAGAUAGAAUCUCUGUACCCGGGUGUCGAUAUCCAUACCAGACAGUUCGAUGCCGGAGACGAGACCGCGGUCAAGAAGGUUGUCGACGAGGUUAUGGAGGCUUAUGGCCGUUUGGACAUCAUGUUCGCCAAUGCGGGGAUCGUUGGAGCUCCGAGACUAUUUACUGAAGUCACAGGAGAAGAGUUUAUGCAGACUAUGGAUACAAAUGCCAAGGGACCCUUCUUAGCAACCAAGUAUGCCUCCAUGGCCAUGAAGAAAACCUCUGCUUCGAAACCAUACCCCGCUGGAAGCAUCAUCCUCACCGCUUCUGUUGCUGGUAUGCGUUCCAACGCUGGUUCUACGGACUACUCCGCUAGCAAAGCCGCAGUCAUUUCGUUGGCACAGACAUGCUCGUUCCAACUGAGCGGUACCGGGAUUCGUGUGAACGCUAUCUGCCCUGGUGUAGUAGAGACCGGUAUGACGAAGGCGAUGUAUGACCAUGCUCGAAGCAGGGGAACAGAGAAGAAGAUUGGACAGCUGAAUCCGUUGAUGAGAGGGGCUGUUUCUGACGAGAUUGCUCGCGUGGCGCUAUUCCUCGGUAGUGAUGAGAGUAGCUAUGUCAACGGACAAGCGUGGGCGGUCUGUGGAGGUUUGAGUGCAGGACACCCAUUUAUACCUGGGAAAUUGGCAUAG